Molecule: messenger RNA, 2256 nt
Organism: Rhineura floridana
Lineage: Eukaryota; Metazoa; Chordata; Lepidosauria; Squamata; Rhineuridae
Product: vomeronasal type-2 receptor 26-like
Exons: 8
Coding region: 1-2256 (751 amino acids)
Biological process (GO): G protein-coupled receptor signaling pathway
Cellular component (GO): membrane
Molecular function (GO): G protein-coupled receptor activity
Source: RefSeq, a predicted model, not a curated record
AUGGGGGGAUUGUAUUUUGAAGAGAAAGGAGAGCUGAUAGGCGACUUUGAUAUCAUGAACUGGGUCCUAUUUCCCAAUAAAUCUCAUGGCAUUGUGAAAGUUGGGAGCAUUGAGGGACGGACAUCCUCCGACAUCAAGUUCACCAUUAGCCCAGAAGCCAUUGUGUGGCCCAGGAAGUUUAACAAGACUGUGCCUCGUUCCAGGUGCACUGAAAGCUGUCGCCCUGGAUAUGCCAAGGAGAUUCAGGAAGGCCAGCCGGUUUGCUGCUAUGCUUGUGCUCCGUGUGCGGAAGGGACCAUCUCCACUCAGGAAGAUUGUCUCAGUUGGCAGUAUCGGGGCAAAGAUCUCUUCCUUUGGGACGAGAGCCUGAGCCAUGGCCUCCUGGAUGGGCACACCACCUUGCACGAGCUCCCUGGCAUGGUGGCGGGUGUUGGAGAAGCUGUCGUUUCAGGGCUUGUGGUGGGACUCUGGUGGAGUUCGAAGCACUACUGGCAGAUCCUGUCCUUCUUGUUUGCCAUCCAGGAGAUCAACCAGGAUCCCAGGAUCCUACCCAACAUUACCCUCGGUUACAACAUCUAUGAGACCUAUUUCAAUGCAAGGAUGACCUCCGAUGCCAUGCUAGACUUCUUUGCUGGUGGAGAAAACAACAUUCCAAACUACCGUUGUGGAAGAUGGAAUAACCUGUUGGCAGUCCUUGAAGGAACGAAUUCUGAAAUUUCCAACCAGAUUUCAGUCAUGUCUGGCGUUUACAAAAUCCCACAGGUCAGUUUUGGUUUUGAUACUCUUAGUGAUCAAACCCAGUUCCCUUUUGUCUACCGGAUGGUCCCGAAGGAAGGAACCCAGUACUUGGGGAUUAUCAAGUUGCUCCUGCAUUUUGGAUGGACGUGGAUUGGCCUCUUUGCUCCAGACAAUGAUAAUGGAGAGAAGUUCAUGGCAGCCUUCACAUCUCUGAUGAUUAGCAGUGGGAUCUGUGUUGCCUUCUCAGAAAGAUUUCACACUUUCUUAAGACAAAUUCGUGCUUCAAAUUCUUCCAUGGGGGGAUUGGAUUUUGAAGAGAAAGGAGAGCUGAUAGGCAACUUUGAUAUCAUGAACUGGGUCCUAUUUCCCAAUAAAUCUCAUGGCAUUGUGAAAGUUGGGAGCAUUGAGGGACGGACAUCCUCCGACAUCAAGUUCACCAUUAGCCCAGAAGCCAUUGUGUGGCCCAGGAAGUUUAACAAGACUGUGCCUCGUUCAAGGUGCACUGAAAGCUGUCGCCCUGGAUAUGCCAAGGAGAUUCAGGAAGGCCAGCCGGUUUGCUGCUAUGCUUGUGCUCCGUGUGCAGAAGGGACCAUCUCCACUCAGGAAGAUGCAGAGCAUUGCACCAUAUGUCCAGAGGAUCAACAUCCCAACAAAGACCGAGAUCAAUGUAUCUCCAAGAAUGUCACCUACUUCUCCCAUGAAGAAUCUUUGGGGAUCAUCGUGGCUGCCUUUGCCCUCUUCUCGUGUUUAAUAACAGGUUUUGUGUUAGGAAUCUUCAUUAAAUACCUAGAAACUCCAAUCGUCAAAGCCAACAACCGGGACCUAUCAUUCAUCCUCCUUGUCUCUCUCUUGCUUUGCUUUUUGUCUCCCUUUCUGUUCAUCGGCCGGCCCAGGAAAGUGACCUGCCUUCUCCAACAAAUGGCCUUCAGCAUCAUCUUUUCAGUCGCUGUGUCUUCUGUCUUGGCCAAAACCAUCACUGUGGUGCUGGCCUUCCUGGCCACAAAACCAGGGAACAGAAUGAGAAAAUGGCUGGGGAAGGGUUUGUCCAACUCCAUUGUCAUUUCCUGUUCCAGUGUCCAAGUUGUCAUCUGCACCAUCUGGCUGGGUGUCUCUCCACCAUUCCCAGACUCUGACAUGCACUCCCAGCCUGGACACAUCAUCCUGCAAUGCAAUGAAGGGUCGGUUGCCAUGUUUUAUGGUGCCCUUGGCUACAUGGGCUUCCUGGCUGCUAUUUGCUUCACAGUGGCUUUCCUAGCCAGGAAACUGCCUGGGGCCUUCAAUGAAGCCAAGCUGAUCACCUUCAGCAUGCUGGUCUUCUGCAGUGUUUGGAUCUCCUUUGUGCCCACCUACCUGAGCACAAAGGGGAAAUACAUGGUAGCCGUGCAGGUCUUCUCUAUCUUGGCCUCCAGCGCUGGCCUUCUGGGCUGCAUCUUCCUCCCCAAAUGCUAUAUUAUUGUACUCAGACCUGACCUGAAUAUGAAGGAGCAUUUAACAACAAAAACGAAAGGUGGUAUCUGA